Messenger RNA from Aphanomyces astaci, 1949 nucleotides. RefSeq lists its product as hypothetical. The record is from RefSeq and is a predicted model, not a curated record. Bases 41 to 1912 code for a protein of 623 amino acids. Gene Ontology annotation, molecular function: mRNA binding. The transcript has a single exon. Gene Ontology annotation, biological process: regulation of translation. Gene Ontology annotation, cellular component: nucleolus. Lineage: Eukaryota; Oomycota; Saprolegniomycetes; Saprolegniales; Verrucalvaceae.
CUUGUUUGAAGCAGCACAGUUUUGCUACUCCAAACACAAGAUGGCGCCUCAAGACACGAACCCGAAGAAGCGGUCGGCCUCGGACGCCAGCUUCAAGACAAAGGACGCGUCGUCCAAAGCGCAAAAGGCAGGUGGUGCUGAUGGCAAACCAUCCUUCAAGAAGACAGACGCCAAGAAGCCUUGGCAGGGCAAGGAUGGUGCCAAGAAGCCAUUCCAAGGCAAGGAUGGAGACAAGAAGCCUUGGCAGGGAAAAGAUGGUGCCAAGAAGCCUUGGCAAGGAAAGGACGGCGACAAGAAACCUUGGCAGGGCAAGGGAGACAAGUCCGCGACCCCUGUCGACUACAAGCUGCAGCGCAAGAUGAGUAGUCCGCAUUACGAGAUGGUGAAGCGCGCCAAGGAGAUCUGGAACCUCAUUCGUGAGCGCGACUUUGACAAGGUCAAGCGUGUGCCGCUUGUGGACGAAUUGUUCCACUUGGUGUCUGGCAAAAUUCACGACGUUGCCGCCAAGCAUGACGCGUCGCGUGUGAUCCAGUCGCUGCUCAAGUACGGCACGGUGGCGCACCGCAGCAGUACGAUCAAGGAGAUGCUGCCACACAUUCUGGAAAUGGCCAAGCUCCAGUACGGGUGCUUCUUGGUGACCAAGAUGCUCAAGUACGGGUCCAAGGACGACCGCGCGCUGAUUGUCAAGGAGCUCACGGGCAGCGUGGUCAAGAUCGCCACGCACAACGUGGCCGCGACCAUUUUGGAGUGCGCGCAGGACUUUUUGCAGCCGCGCCAGCUGAGCGGGCUCAAGCUCGAGUUUUACGGCAAGGAAUUUGCGUACUUCAAGUCGGAGAUGGAGGCCAAGAAAAAGACGCUGGCGGACGUGGUCGAGCAAUCGCCGGCCAAGAAGCAGGAGAUCCUCACGCACGUGGCCGACGUGCUCAACCGGAUGGUGGACAAGCAGCUGCUCGGCCUUGCGUUCGUGCAAGCUUUGAUGCUCGAGUACUUGACGGUGGCAUCCCCGGACCAGGUCAAUGCCAUGAUCCCUAACAUCCGCGACGCGGCGGUGGCGCUCUUGGCGACUCGCGCCGGAGCCAAGGUCGUGGUCAAGUGCUUGUCAUUGGGCAAUGCCAAAGAUCGCAAGCGCGUGAUCAAGACCCUCAAGGACAAAGUGCUCGAAGCAACCAACCACAUCAGCGGGUACCUCGUGCUGCUGCGCGUGCUAGACGUGUUGGAUGACACCGUGUUGGUUCAAAAGUCGGUCUUGUCUGAGCUGCAAGACCACUGGCUCAGCGUGGCGUUGCACCAGAACGGCAGCAAGGUCCUGCUCCAACUGCUCUCGCCUCUCAACACCAAGUACCUUGGCCCGGACGAAAUUGCGCUGCUGCAACCUCCCAUGGUCCCUGCCGACAACGAUUCCAACGAACUCGUGGUCAACUACAAAAAGGACCCCGACACCCGCCGCAAUGAACUGUGGGCAGGUCUCAAGACCCCCAUCGAAACCAUGUGCGCCGGGGACGUUGACGCGCUGCUUCGCUCCAAGAGCGGCGGCCACGUUUUGUUUGAGGUCACCAAGCAGUCGGAUAAUGCCGAGCUCCUUGACGCGGUCGUGAAAACCGUCGUCCACGACGAAACCCCUACCGAUGGCACCCUUGAACCUCUGUUCGCCGAUGCCAUCGCCCACAAGCACCUGCAGCGCCUGAUCCAGCACACGACGUCGGUCGGCCCCGCGCUUCUCGCGGCGCUACCUGCGUCCCGCGUCUCCCAGUGGGCGGAAUCCAACCGUGGCGCGUACGUUCUCCUCGCGUUCCUCGACGUGGCGGGCGGAAAGCCAGCUUUGGUCAAGGCCCUCAAGGGCAACAAAUGGACGCCGGCGCACAAGGCACAAAAAGGAACCUCGCUCUUGUUGGAAAAAUUAGAGUUAGCCUAGCGCGACUAUUUACUGAAACUUGAUAUUUUGUGCUCUA